CACAGCUGCUAUUUAAACAUGAGAUUAGGUUCUCAUAAUGUUUGCAUUCAUUAAUACAUAAAAUAUGUAUUUGUAGAUAAAACAACGUGGUAUUAAUUCGUGGUUUUUCGCGUUGAUAUUCAAAAUGAGGAGUUUUUUGUGGAUUACUGCGUUGGCAUUGGUAUUAUCGAUCCAUUUGUCUGCAUCGACGAAAGAUCGACUUUUACUGACAGAAAUACCCAUCUACAUUUACUAUGGAUUGCUAGACAUGUCGGUAAAAAUUUACCAUAUUUUAUCGGAAAACAAUCCCGAUGACAGAAACAUCGUAUUUUCACCAUAUGGCCUUUACACAUUUAUGGCACUUCUUCAUUUGAGCAGCGAAGGCAAUAUGACUACAACACUUCACCGUAUGUUACAAAUGCCUCACCUGGAAACAAGACACAAAACGACGGAUGUUUAUCAACAAUUGCACAAUUAUUUGGUGGAUUUACGAAAUCAUAUGAACUACAAUGUGAGCUUCCAGAAUGGCACCGUAAAAAAUGUGAAAACAUCUGAUUUUAGAUUAAUCAACGAAAUUUACGUUCCAUACUUCAUGGAGCGGAAAGAAAGUUUCCUUAAAAGUGCUCAUCAGUAUUUCAAUUCCAGUGGACAAAGCGAGCUUUAUUUCAGACAGGGAAUCGAUGCUCGUAACGAAAAUCGUACUAUCGAAAGGUUCAAUGAACACAUGGUAUAUAAAAUACACCAAUUAUUCGACUGGCAGGAUCCACAUGGGAAAUUGUUCCAUCCAUUAGUAUUUAGUUCUGGUGCAUAUUUCAAAAUGGCCUGGCAACAAAAAUUCAAUAAAUCGUUAACCAAGAAAGAAAAAUUCAAAAGACCUUUACUCUGGCGCCAAUCUUACUUCGGCCAUCACGACGUCUUCGAUUACGCCGUCUACGAUUACAAAUACAUGACUGUAGACAUGAUGCACGGAGUUGUCCGAGGGCAGUACGCCGAACUAGAAGUAUCUCGUAGCAUCGGACCCAUAGCUUCAGUCUUCGGUUUGAAAUCCAUCGACGAGCAAUUCACCAUGUUCAUCGUACUACCUUAUGAAAAUACAUCUCUCGCCGAUUUCGGACAUAACGAGAAUCCCAUGGCGAUGGAGAAACUUCUAGAUGAGAGAGAAAUGGAGUACGAGGAAUGCGAAGUAGACGUUAAACUGCCUAAAUUUUAUUUCAAGUGGUCUAAAUCUAUCGUAGAAGAUCUCGACAAACUCGGAUUCAGUAAAUACUUCAUGACAUCUCGUCAGACUACCGGAAUGCUGAAGUAUAGUAAUAUCGAAAUUAAAGAUAUUUAUCAUACAGCUGAAAUAAAAAUCGACGAAGAUGGUAUCGGAGAUAACAUCGGUGUAGAUAUCCCUUAUUCGACCGAUAAGAGUCAGUCGGGAAAUUCUACCCUGCCAAAAAAACAAUUUCAUGUGAACAGGUCGUUCUUUUUUUACGUUUACAGUCAUGCUAUUAAAUCGAUGAUGCUUAUUGGUACUGUGUUUGAUGUUGGGGAUCACGUGUGCUCUUCAGACUAUAAAAAGAAUAGGACGAAUUAUUGUACAUUUUCGUAAGAAUUUUCCUACUUGUAUUUUGUAAAUAAAUAGUGAUCGAGAGUCUUUUAAUAAA
This is a messenger RNA of Planococcus citri (citrus mealybug), 1628 nucleotides long. RefSeq names its product serpin B3-like. The transcript is spliced from 5 exons. The record is from RefSeq and is a predicted model, not a curated record. NCBI's taxonomy places the organism in Eukaryota, Metazoa, Arthropoda, Insecta, Hemiptera, Pseudococcidae. Bases 125 to 1573 code for a protein of 482 amino acids. Gene Ontology annotation, molecular function: serine-type endopeptidase inhibitor activity.